UCCUUGACUUGACGGCUGUUGUCAGCCUGCAAACUGACAACCUAUCUCAACAAUUGCCUUUAGUGGGCAUCAGGAGAUAUAUAACGUACCUCCAAUGUAAACUAUUUGAGUGCAUCAUUGCUCCAUUAGUGGAAAGAAAGCUUUAUCCAACAAAAGUCUAUUCUAAUUAUGCUCAAUGUAAUAGCCUGCUUUAUUUAUUUAUUGCAUUUCUGUUUUGCUACAUUCUGACAAGUCUUGGCAGCUUACUUAAUAUAAGUAAGUAAUGUGCAGAUAUUUAAAAAAAUAUGUCCCACUUGUAUUCAGGAGCUGGUCUUCUCUUAGCCGUGAGGCUUCUUUGGAGAAUUUACUGGCCAGAGCAGCAAAGUGAUUCUGCUGGUCUCUCUCUCUCUCUCUCUCCUUCUUCCAGCCCUCCAAGGGCCCCAGCUCAAAGUCCUAACAUGUCGUCCCGGGUUCUACUCCGGCAGCAGCUCAUGCGGGCACAGACGCAAGAACAGGAACGCCGGGAGCAGCAGCAGGCAGCCCAGUUCACUCCUGCACCCGCUGCAUCAGCUACACCGGCUAUUUCUGUGAGCCCACUAACUCGCCCUGCACCUGCCCAGGUGCCUGUGGAGGUAUUGAAGGUUCAAACCCACCUGGAGAACCCCACAAAGUACCACAUCCAACAGGCACAGAGACAGCAAGUCAAGCAGUAUCUUUCUACAGCUAUGGGGAGUAAGAUGUCAACGCAGGCGUUAACCGGAAGUAGCCCUGGUGCACCCACCUGCUCCCCACAGGGUGUUUCAGGUCCUGAGCCUGCACCCGGUUUGGCUCACCAGCAGGGAGUGGCAGGAAGCACUGGGAGUGCCCCCAAUAGCCCUAUGGCGAUGCUCAACAUUGGUUCCAAUUCUGAGAAAGAAAUUGACGAUGUCAUUGAUGAGAUUAUCAGCCUGGAAUCCAGCUACAAUGAGGAAAUCCUGAACUAUGGUGGCUUGCAGAUGCCCAGCACUGCAAAAAGAUUUCGCCUCCAUCCUCCCGAUCUCCAGGAAGAUCGCGAGGGGCUGCUGAAGGCGAUACGAUUAGGCUGCCAAUUAAAGCGCUUCCACGCCAGAAGUUCCUCCUAA
Molecule: messenger RNA, 1100 nt
Organism: Thamnophis sirtalis
Lineage: Eukaryota; Metazoa; Chordata; Lepidosauria; Squamata; Natricidae
Source: RefSeq, a predicted model, not a curated record